UGAAAACCCACGUAAAUAACAAUACCUAAUUAUUCGAAAUCAAACCAUACCUACAAUUUUUUCCUAAAUAAUUGCAACACCUAACAAAUUUACGGUUCCGUUGGCAUUCUUACUAACCUGUAAUGUCGAAAAGUAUUCAAAUUUGGAUCGCGAAACUGCUUCUACAUUCGCUGGAAAUAUUUCAAAACCAAUCGUUUCGUGCAGUGUAUUCGGUAAUAGUGACGAUCUUCUGUGCAAUUAACGUUUUAGGUAGUAUUAUCGGAUUCUAUAAUGUUACGGAAAUCAGUGACAAAAUCUUAGCCUUCGUGGCAAUAACGGCUCAAUUAAAUGGUAUACUUUUGUUCGCCACAGUGUUCGUAUAUCGUGAAAAGUUACUCGUAUUAUUUGAUAAAUUGGAAAAAGAACAGGAAAACGUUGAUGCAGGGCUUGAUCGAGCAGAGGUCAUCAUCAAGAAAAAGCUUGUAAUUUUAUUUGCCGCCAUUUUUCUGGCUUUCAUGAUCUACCUCCUACCUCCGUUAAUUUUCAAUCUUUUUGCCGAGAGUUUCAGCAAUAAGCAGUCAUCGGUGAUACCUUAUUGUUAUUCAUGCAACGAAAAAAAUUCGAACAAAAGGUUCUGUUGGGAUAUUUCUACUUCUACUAGCACGACUGUACAUGCUGUAAAUUUGUACCAAGCUAUAUCUCUUGCCACGUACAUGUUCGCGUAUAUUUUAUCGUUCACGUUAUAUGGACUCAUGGUUGGCGAACUUGAAAUUCAUAUGGAAAUCGUAGGCAGAAAAGUGGAUCAAUUUAAUGAGGUAGCCAACGAAACGGAUGCGAAUAUCGAUGAUAUGCUCAAAACUAAUUCACAAAUUGACGACACUGAAGACAGAUUGCAUCAGCAAUUUUUGCUAAUUAUUAAAUACCAGAAAUUUUUAAACGGAUGUGUUGCUGAAGCAUUAGAUUUGUGGAAAUUAUACGUGAGUUACUAUUACGCAAGUGCCUUCGUCGAUAUCACAGCUAUACUUUAUGGGAUAAUUACAUUGGGUUCAGAUGAAAAAUUCCUUGCAAUUAGAGGCAUGGGAUUAAUCGUAGGCAGAGUACUAAUGGCUUUCACCAUUGCUUAUUAUUCGCAAAGCAUUUCAUAUUUGAAUGAAGAUUUUCUGGACAUAAUGGCGAAAAUUCGAUGGUACAACAGGAGAGUAAAAUUUUGCAAAACUUAUCAUCAAAUGCUGACUUUUCAUCAGGUUCCAAACGUAAUGAAACUGGCAGGAGUCGUCGAACUGAAUUUGAGCUGCUUCACUCGUCUAAUGAAAAAUGUGUAUACUGUCGUAAAUUUAAUGUAUUUAAUGUUCGCGAAAUAAAA
Molecule: messenger RNA, 1342 nt
Organism: Planococcus citri (citrus mealybug)
Lineage: Eukaryota; Metazoa; Arthropoda; Insecta; Hemiptera; Pseudococcidae
Exons: 4
Coding region: 123-1340 (405 amino acids)
Biological process (GO): detection of chemical stimulus involved in sensory perception of smell; sensory perception of smell
Cellular component (GO): plasma membrane
Molecular function (GO): odorant binding; olfactory receptor activity
Source: RefSeq, a predicted model, not a curated record